This is a messenger RNA of Ochotona princeps (American pika), 1564 nucleotides long. It is a transcript of the gene GNA13, whose product is annotated as G protein subunit alpha 13. Gene Ontology annotation, cellular component: heterotrimeric G-protein complex; brush border membrane. NCBI's taxonomy places the organism in Eukaryota, Metazoa, Chordata, Mammalia, Lagomorpha, Ochotonidae. The transcript is spliced from 4 exons. Gene Ontology annotation, molecular function: D5 dopamine receptor binding; GTPase activity; guanyl nucleotide binding. The record is from RefSeq and is a predicted model, not a curated record. Gene Ontology annotation, biological process: adenylate cyclase-activating G protein-coupled receptor signaling pathway; Rho protein signal transduction. The coding region runs from base 212 to 1345 and encodes 377 amino acids.
UCCUUUCCCCUCCCCUCCCCGGUUCGCCUAGCCCGCCCUGCCCGGCCCGCCCUUGCGAGUCAGUUCUCUGGUUCCCUCCCUCCGCGGGCGCGCUCGGGCCGCCGCAGCGCUCCCCGCCCUCGAGCCGCGGUGCCGGAGCCGCCCGCCGCCCGCGAAGGAGGUGGAGGGAGCCGGAGGGGCCCGCCGAGGCGGCGGCGGCGGCGGCGGCAAGAUGGCGGACUUCCUGCCGUCGCGGUCCGUGCUGUCCGUGUGCUUCCCCGGCUGCGUGCUGACGAGCGGGGAGGCCGAGCAGCAGCGCAAGUCCAAGGAGAUCGACAAAUGCCUGUCCCGGGAGAAGACCUACGUGAAGCGGCUCGUGAAGAUCCUGCUGCUGGGCGCGGGCGAGAGCGGCAAGUCCACCUUCCUCAAGCAGAUGCGGAUCAUCCACGGGCAGGACUUCGACCAGCGCGCGCGCGAGGAGUUCCGCCCCACCAUCUACAGCAACGUGAUCAAAGGUAUGAGAGUGCUGGUCGAUGCUCGCGAGAAGCUUCAUAUUCCCUGGGGAGACAACGCCAACCAGCUUCAUGGAGACAGGAUGAUGGCGUUUGACACCCGGGCCCCCAUGGUGGCCCAGGGACAGGUGGAGACACCCAUCUUCUUACAGUACCUUCCGGCUAUCAGAGCGCUGUGGGCAGAUAGUGGCAUACAGAACGCCUAUGACCGGCGUCGGGAAUUCCAGCUGGGUGAAUCCGUAAAGUAUUUCCUGGAUAAUUUGGAUAAACUUGGAGAACCAGAUUACAUUCCAUCACAGCAAGAUAUUCUGCUUGCUAGAAGACCCACCAAAGGCAUUCAUGAGUACGACUUUGAAAUUAAAAAUGUUCCUUUCAAGAUGGUUGACGUUGGAGGUCAAAGGUCAGAAAGGAAACGUUGGUUUGAGUGCUUCGACAGUGUGACGUCGAUACUGUUCCUUGUUUCCUCCAGUGAAUUUGACCAGGUGCUUAUGGAAGAUCGACUGACCAAUCGCCUUACCGAGUCCCUGAACAUUUUUGAAACAAUCGUCAAUAACCGGGUUUUCAGCAAUGUCUCCAUAAUCCUGUUCUUGAACAAGACAGACUUGCUUGAGGAGAAAGUGCAGGUUGUGAGCAUCAAAGACUAUUUCCUAGAAUUUGAAGGGGAUCCGCACUGCUUAAGAGACGUCCAAAAAUUCCUGGUGGAGUGUUUCCGCAGCAAACGCCGGGACCAGCAGCAGAAGCCCCUGUACCACCACUUCACCACCGCCAUCAACACGGAGAACAUCCGCCUCGUGUUCCGUGACGUCAAGGAUACCAUCCUCCACGACAACCUCAAGCAGCUCAUGCUGCAGUGACGGGCAGAGACGCGCCGUCCGAACGACUCUUGUGUUGUGACGGUUUCUGUUUGUUUCAUUUUUUAAGGUAGCAGUUUACAACAGGAGUUAGAAACAAUUUUGAUUCUGUGUUUGACUUCUUGGAAGUGUUAGUCCUUCUGUGGCCUUGGUGUGUGACUGGGAGCUGCUGAGUGACGCCUCUCCAGCCUCUGCUGCCUUCGGGCUGGGAUCACGGGGAGG